AUGAGGAAUCUCUCAGUAGUGACUGAAUUUAUCCUGCUGGGCAUCCCACACACCGAGGAUCUGGAGAGCAUGCUCUUUGUCCUGUGUUUGGGCUUCUACAUCUUCACUCUUAUGGGGAACCUGCUCAUCCCCCUGGCGAUCGUCUCCUCCACUCGGCUCCACCCUCCCAUGUAUUUUUUCCUGUGCCAACUGUCAGUGUGUGACAUAUUUUUCCCUUCUGUGAGUUCCCCCAAGAUGCUCUUCUACCUCUCAGGGAACAGCCGGAUCAUCUCCUACGCAGGCUGCGUGUCCCAGCUCUUCUUCUACCAUUUCCUGGGCUGUACGGAGCGCUUCCCGUACACAGUGAUGGCCUAUGACCGCUUUGUCGCCAUCUGUUACCCUCUGCGCUACACGGUGACCAUGAGCCACAGAGUGUGUGCCAUCCUGGCUGUGGGGACCUCCUUUUUUGGUUGCAUUCAGGCCACCUUUCUAAGCACUCUCACCUUCCAGUUGCCCUACUAUGGCCCCAACGAGGUAGACUAUUUCUUCUGUGAUAUCCCGGUGAUGCUGAAGCUGGCUUGUACUGAUACCUCAGCCCUGGAGAUGGUGGGGUUCAUCAGUGUGGGCCUCAUGCCCCUCAGUUUCUUCCUUCUCAUCCUCACCUCCUACACCAAAAUUACCAUCUCCAUCUUGCGUAUUCGUUCAGCUGAGGGCCGAUGCCGGGCCUUCUCCACUUGCAGUGCCCACCUCAUUGCCAUCCUUUGUGCCUAUGGGCCCAUCAUCACUGUCUACCUGCAGCCCACGCCUAAGCCCAUGCUGGGAACUGUGGUUCAAAUUCUGAUGAACCUGGUAGGACCAGUGCUGAACCCUUUAAUCUAUACUUUGAGGCAUAAGGAAGUUAAAACAGCCCUGAAAAUAAUUUUGCACAGGACAAACCACGUUCCUGAGAGUUAG
Molecule: messenger RNA, 933 nt
Organism: Neomonachus schauinslandi (Hawaiian monk seal)
Lineage: Eukaryota; Metazoa; Chordata; Mammalia; Carnivora; Phocidae
Product: olfactory receptor 149-like
Exons: 3
Coding region: 1-933 (310 amino acids)
Biological process (GO): G protein-coupled receptor signaling pathway
Cellular component (GO): membrane
Molecular function (GO): G protein-coupled receptor activity; olfactory receptor activity
Source: RefSeq, a predicted model, not a curated record